GUGCAUGCAGCAGCGCAGUGCAAUGCUUCGUGCACAACACACAUACAGUACACAUACAAGGAGAUUGCAUUGCUUACGUCGAACAACAACAAAGCCUUCGUGAAACGUAUCGAAGAAUAAGGCAUAUCAGACGAGCAGUGUCGUCUUCCUUUUAUUAGCGGCAGUAGAAAGACACUUUGAUUAUUCAAGUUUCUGUUCAACUAAAAACCUGAAGAAAAAAUAGCAAAAAAGGAUAAAAAAGAGAAAAAAGUUUGGGGGAAAUGGCCACAACAACCAGCGUAGCGACGACCAGUGCUCUACGGGCCUUGCGUGCAGAACUGAUCAAACUCAGUAAAGAACCAGUGGAAGGUUUUAUUGUCAAGGCAAAUGAUGAGAAUCUCUUUGAUUGGGAAGUUGCAAUUUUUGGUCCACCGGGAACAUUAUAUGAAGGAGGUUAUUUUAAGGCAAUUAUGAAGUUUCCACAUGACUACCCGUAUUCGCCUCCAACAUUCAGAUUUCUCACGAAGAUGUGGCAUCCCAACAUAUAUGAGAAUAGUGGUGAUGUGUGUAUAUCCAUCCUACACCCCCCUGUGGCAGAUGAACAGAGUGGAGAGCUGCCGUCGGAAAGGUGGAAUCCAACACAGAAUGUCAGAACAAUCUUAUUGAGCGUAAUCUCACUACUCAACGAGCCCAAUACCUACUCCCCUGCCAAUGUGGAUGCCUCAGUAAUGUACAGACGGUGGAAAGACUCGAAAGGAAAAAACAAAGAGUACGAGGACCUUAUCAAGAAACAAGUGAAAAGAACGGAGUUGGAUGCACAAAAGGAUUCAGUUGUCGUGCCAACCACACUUGAAGAAUACUGCAUCAAGACGAAAGAAACACCACAAUCUCAAAGCUCUGUAGAUCUGGCCGACUUCUAUGAUGACGAUGACGACUAUGGCGUGGAGGAUGAUGAUAUUGACGAUGAUGACGACUGUUACUAUGACGAUGAGGACGAUUCUGGAAAUGGGGAGUCGUGACAAGAACUCUGCACCUGAACUCUUAUACAACUGUACAUGAUGUCAUUUUCUCAAGAAAAAAAUAUAUUAUCCUGCAUUUACAAAAAAAAAGAGAAAAAUUUUAACUCUCAAAAGAUGAUCAUCUUGCAAGUACUCUUCAAAGUGUUUAUCUUUUUACUGCCAUUUUACAAAGAAGCCAUUUGUGGAUAUAACCAUCUGUAGAUAGAAAAAAAGAGAAAAAUUAGUAUGCUUUUGAUCAACAUGUGAGAAUAUUGAACCUCCUUUUCGGUUGUGUAUUAAAUGUGUAAUUCCACGGAAUCCACAUGACUGCUCCCUAUUAAUCCUUCUUUAGAAAUAAAAGAAUCAAAUGCACAUUUAUUGUUGAUACACAAGUUGAUUUUUUUUGGGGGGAAGGGGGUACGAUUGCAAGUCAUGGUAUACAACCCACAAAAGCAUAGGAAUUUCAUUCUUUGCAUUGAGGUAGAAGGACUUGAAAUGUGUUCUGUUCAGCUCUAUAGCAUUUCAUUUUGAAAGCAUAUUUUCAGCACUUCAUUCAUCUUAUCUAAUCACAUGGUUAUGGUGUCUUAUUGUGUACGAGUUUGCCUGUACAUGUAUUUGUCCGUGGAGUUUUCGUCUCUGCCUCAUGGUACACUUGACUGACUCCCACAACACUAUUAUUGCAGCCUUUUAUAUCAUCAAUUAAAUGCAAGAAGUUAUACACGACCUCUGGAUUUAGAAGGACUUGUCCCCUGGAGACGAUUCCUCUACGAAUAUGUUCUUGGAACGCAGCAUGCCAUGUGGUGGACAUGUCCCUCUAUUGCGCUUCUCCCGGCUACAGAUAAAUGUUACCCCGGAGGCAACUGCUUCAAAGACGAAUUCUACGUUACCUUGAGAGUUGUCCUAGAAUGUUCCUAGACAGCACCCACAUUCAUCCCUUAGCCAUCUAUUACCGGUGUCUUCCAAGACACACCUUCCCUUGCUCUGAACUUCUCUUCUUUUCUUCAAAGGGUUGGUCAUAAGGACAGGAGGAAAGGGAAAAGCAAUGUCAUGGAGACGAGAUAUGAUUGAUUGUUAUUUAUUGAUGAGAGAUUGAGAUUGUACAAAGGUUGGCAAGUUGAUAUAGAAUAUGGUUUAGAUAUAUAUGUGAUCAUGGUUAUAAUUCAAAUGUAUCUCUAUGUGAGUGUGUGUAACCUUUAUAUAUCUUAUUUUAUUUCUCUUGUUUUUUUACAUUAAUUAUGUGUCAAUGUAUGGAACAACUUUUUUAAUGUUUUAUUUAUACUUUUUAAUGUCUAGACUGUAUUAAUGUUUUCACUCAAGUAAGAACCAGGAGGGGUGAACACUUAAGUGAACAAUGAGCAUACAAUUUUGUAAUAGCCUUGUUUGUCCUUAAAUUUUAGACAUUUAGGAUUAAUGACGGAUAUUUUUGAAAUGUUUACUCUUGAUUACUUGGAGCAAUGUUUGUGAUUCAGGAACAGCUGACAUUUGCAAAAAAAGUGAUGCCAAUUCUAAGCUAUUAAAAAAUCAGUUUCUGUUCCUUUGAAAAGGGAGAGCGAUGCUCAAUCCCCCCCC
Molecule: messenger RNA, 2546 nt
Organism: Lytechinus variegatus (green sea urchin)
Lineage: Eukaryota; Metazoa; Echinodermata; Echinoidea; Temnopleuroida; Toxopneustidae
Product: ubiquitin-conjugating enzyme E2 R2-like
Exons: 5
Coding region: 261-998 (245 amino acids)
Biological process (GO): ubiquitin-dependent protein catabolic process; protein polyubiquitination
Molecular function (GO): ubiquitin conjugating enzyme activity
Source: RefSeq, a predicted model, not a curated record